CGCGCGUAAUUGGUUGCGCAGAGAUUCUCUUAAAUAACUCAAAGCUGGAACGAGUCUCCCCCUCCUCCUGCACUGCCGCUCUCUCAUCCCACAACACUGCAACUAAACUCCGACCUUUCGUGGAGGUCUGUUUAACGCUUUUUUUCCCGUUUUGGAUCAUGUUUUGGCCACUGCUUGUGUGCGUAAUCGUAGCCGGCGCGUCGGUGCCGGCGGGGGCGCAGGUCUCCGGGAGCCGGUACGUGGUGGGGUGUCCGGCCCGGUGCGAUAAGUCCAUGUGUCCGCGGCUGCCGGCGGAGUGCGCGGCGGGCCAGACCCUGGACGCCUGCCACUGCUGCUCCGUGUGCGCGUCCGGAGAGGGCGAAGCCUGCGGCGGCAGCGGGAAGCUGGGGGACCCGGUGUGCGCGGAGGGGCUGGAGUGCUCGGUCUCCGGCGGGGUGGCCUACAGCAUCACGGUGAGGAGGAGAAGCAAGAGCGGGGUGUGCGUGUGCGCCGCCACCGAGCCCGUGUGCGGCAGCGACGGCGUGUCCUACCGGAACAUCUGCGAGCUGAAGAGGGUGAGCCGGCGGGCGCAGAAGCUGCAGCAGCCGCCCGUGCUCUUCAUCCAGCGGGGAGCCUGCGGGAAAGCUCAGGACAACCCAGACAGUCCGAGGCACAAGUACAACUUCAUCGCCGACGUGGUGGAGAAAAUUGCUCCAGCUGUGGUUCACAUUGAACUUUUCCGCAAAAUGACUUAUUCCAAGCGCGAGGUGGCUGUGGCCAGCGGUUCUGGUUUUGUCGUGUCAGAAGACGGCCAGAUCGUGACCAAUGCCCACGUUGUGGCCAAUAAACACAGAGUGAAAGUGGAGCUGAAGAACGGUGCCUCCUAUGAUGCCAAAAUCAAAGAUGUGGACGAGAAGUCGGACAUCGCCCUCAUCCAGAUCGAAGCGCCGACCAAGCUCCCUGUGCUGCUGCUGGGCCGCUCAUCGGACCUGAGACCAGGAGAGUUUGUGGUUGCUAUUGGCAGCCCGUUUUCUCUCCAGAACACAGUCACGACAGGAAUCGUCAGCACCACGCAACGAGGAGGGAAAGAACUGGGCCUUCGCAACUCUGACAUGGACUACAUUCAGACUGAUGCUAUUAUUAAUUACGGUAACUCUGGAGGGCCUCUUGUAAAUCUGGAUGGCGAAGUGAUUGGGAUCAACACGUUGAAAGUUACAGCCGGCAUCUCCUUUGCUAUACCGUCAGACAAGAUCCAAGAGUUCCUGGCUGAGUCAUACGACAGGCAGUCCAGAGGUACCGGGAGAAAAGAUGCUAAGAAGAAGUAUAUUGGCGUGAGGAUGAUGACUCUCACUGCAGCGCUAGCCAAAGAGCUGAAGACGCGACACCGUGACUUCCCAGAUGUCACCUCGGGAGCUUACGUCAUGGAGGUUAUUGCAAAGACGCCGGCUGCGAUCGGUGGACUCAAGGAACAUGAUGUCAUCAUCUCCAUCAACGGCCAAAGGAUUUCAUCAGCAAGUGACGUCAGUGCCGCCAUAAAGAAAGACGACUCCUUGAGAAUAGUUGUGCGCCGGGGCAACGAGGACGCCAUCCUCACUGUUGUUCCCAUGGAGAUUGACCCUUGACACUCCAUUAAUCACACAACAGGACCUGGAGUUAAGUUUAACUUAUCAUCAGUGGACCUUGUAUACGGCAGGGGACUUCUACCCGUGGCCAAAGACCCGGUGGCAUCCCACAUCCAGGAAAACUCUGGCUUUGCCUUGAAAGAAGCGACUGUGCAGACGCUAGAAAAGUGGUGCUACUUACUUUUCUUUGUGUGUGUUUUCACGUUUAGUCUUUAAUGCUUUGAUCAAUGCUACUACUGUUUGGUCACAAAUGUAAUAAUUUGGUUAUUGUUUUAUCUGCGCUCUUAUUUUUUUAAUCUUUUUAACAGACUUUUGCUCAGUCAAGCCAUCUGCUGCAAUUUGAAGCACUCUUGAGACUCACUGAGCAAAUCUGAUUUGUAUAAUUAUUGUUUUCUAAACUCCUUUUUCAAGUACUGUAGAAUGUUUUUGUUAAUUACGUAAUGUAUACUGAGAGGAAAAUAAAGGAUUUACUUACAUUUGUUUAGACAUUCAA
Messenger RNA from Cololabis saira (Pacific saury), 2094 nucleotides. RefSeq names its product serine protease HTRA1A-like. The coding region runs from base 159 to 1601 and encodes 480 amino acids. Gene Ontology annotation, cellular component: extracellular region. Lineage: Eukaryota; Metazoa; Chordata; Actinopteri; Beloniformes; Belonidae. The record is from RefSeq and is a predicted model, not a curated record. Gene Ontology annotation, biological process: positive regulation of apoptotic process; proteolysis; programmed cell death. The transcript is spliced from 9 exons. Gene Ontology annotation, molecular function: protein binding; serine-type endopeptidase activity.